Molecule: messenger RNA, 480 nt
Organism: Colletotrichum aenigma
Lineage: Eukaryota; Fungi; Ascomycota; Sordariomycetes; Glomerellales; Glomerellaceae
Exons: 1
Coding region: 1-480 (159 amino acids)
Source: RefSeq, a predicted model, not a curated record
AUGUGGUCGAUCAAGAACACGCGCUCCGUCUUCGUCAAGGCCCUCAAACACUACAACCCCAAAGAGGUGGUUGUCUCCAUACAGGCUCCUCCAGAUGGAAACCACAGAGCUGCACUUCUCGUCUUGCUCGCAAUGGUCUGCGAUGCAGCCGAAGUCGUCGAUCGUCUGGGCAAUUACGCGGGCUCAUUCGGCAUACAUUUCAGCGAGACCAGAAAAGCCGAUGGUCAACCGGGUACACCGUUCUGGGAGCGCGACGAAGUCUUGCCUUGGGCUAGGAACGCUCAAAAGCCGAUACGCUCCUACGAUUGCAUCAUGUUUCCUCUGCUUUAUGGAACAUCGAGAGGCCCCUACGAUGCGAAGGUAACCUUCGAGCAUCCGCCGAAGCCGAGGGGCUUGCUCUUCAAGAACACCCCCAAAACUUCUGGCCAAGAGGAACUAGACUGGAGCAUUGUGGAGGGCAUCAUAUGCUUGAGUAUAUAA